AAAAAACUGAAAAAUAAACAAGUCGAGUUACUCGGUUACUCGUUUUUCAAAUUAAAAUGUCAAAAUGUGCGUAAUAUUUUAAAUUUAUGAUAAUUUUCGUCUCAAAAUUACAAUUUGUGGAAAGAUAAAGCAUUCAAAAUUAUACUGAGUUCGUUUAAAUAAAAAAGUUUUCCAUUCGAAGUGAUCUCGCACUUUCCAAGUUUAGCUACAUGUUCGGUGAUGUUCUAACAAAUAUUAAAAUUACCAGGGACUUGUGUCAAACACGCAACUACUCGUCUACCGAAUGGAGUUUAAAUUUAAAUUGAGUGAUUUCCUAAUGGACGAGGUAUCCGUGAUUCAAAAUAAUUUGUUACCAGUUGACUUCACGGGAUCUGUUGACGAGAAGAGAUUAUGUAUCGCUACAGUGGGUCAUAUUCUGGACAAAAUGGGAGAAGCUUCGGGAAGAGCUCAGAAUCUCAGAACACCAGUCACAAGUGCUUUAAAAUUUGCCAACUCAGAUCAGAUCAUCUACCUUAUGGUGAACUUGAACGCUAAUAAUUGUGAUGGAAAUGUGAUCGGAUUUUUGAAAAUGGGAUGGAAGAAUUUAUUCAUAUUUGAUCUCGCUGGAAUGUAUAUUCAGAAACGUUGCUUUUGUUGCUUAGAUUUUUAUAUUCACGAGUCGAAACAAAGACAAGGUUAUGGUAAACAGUUGUUCGAUUUUAUGCUCAAAGAUAACAGUGUUACUGUGAACCUGAUUCCGAUUGAUAGACCUUCCGAGAAAUUAUUGAAAUUUCUACAGAAACAUUACCAUCUUAGUACCAUCGUACCUCAACCGAAUAAUUUCAUCGUUUAUGAACAAUUUUUCAAUGAUCAGAUUUGAUAAAAGAGAAAUUUUUUUCUCAAAUUAAAUAUCGUUGUGUCGUGAUUUGUACAAGUUUAUGUAUUGCUUCGUUUUUUUGUAUUUUUUUUUUUUUCAUAUUCGAACAGAAGCGAAAAAUAUUGUAGUUAUAAGAUCUUGAGAAACUAAAUUUGUGUAUGUAAUAUUAUGUAGAUCUGCAAGCACGAGAAAAUGGUCUCACUAGAAUUUCAUUCAUCUCACUUUUCCUCGCGAAAAAAUUAACCAAGUGCAAUGUUAUUUUAAACAUGGUUUUCAUAUCAUUCCCUUUUUUACUACAUAUUAGAUUUUGUUACUCCUUGUUUUUAACACUCAUUUAUUUUGUUGUUUUCCCUUUUUUUACGAGAAAGUUUAACGUUACUAAUAUUAUUAUUAUUUUUUUUGUUUUUUGUUUUCUGGAAGUUUAAUUUUCCAGUAUAAAGUUUAUAUUAUAUUAGCACCAAAGUAACUUUUAUUUCUAGUCUAAACUUUUUAUUCCUAACGCAAAGUGGAGUUAAUUUGUUUUGUAUAAUCUUCCAUUGCUGAUUUCGGAUUUUACUAAAAACUCGUAACCGACAUUUUCGUAUUGAUUUUUCCUAACGCUUUAUUUUUAGUGAUUUACCUGACCCUGACCAAGGCCACGAAUAGUAGGAAUAACAUUUCAUGCAAAGGUGCUUUACUAUUAUUAUUUUUAGUUUUCUGUUGUUUUUUUUGUUUUUUAAUUUGAAUGUUUUAAUUUUGAUAUGUUAGAAUCAUUGUAACAUGUAAUAUUUAUGUUUGUUGUUUAAUUUUUUUGAUUAAUAAAAAAAAAUCGUAAUUCUUUU
Molecule: messenger RNA, 1677 nt
Organism: Planococcus citri (citrus mealybug)
Lineage: Eukaryota; Metazoa; Arthropoda; Insecta; Hemiptera; Pseudococcidae
Product: alpha-tubulin N-acetyltransferase-like
Exons: 4
Coding region: 284-859 (191 amino acids)
Biological process (GO): alpha-tubulin acetylation
Cellular component (GO): microtubule
Molecular function (GO): tubulin N-acetyltransferase activity
Source: RefSeq, a predicted model, not a curated record